AUGAAUUUGUUGAAUUUUCAGUUGCAAAAGAUGCCCACGGAAUUGAGCCAGAACCUCAAAGAAAUAACACAUUUAAUUGGCAUAAUAUUAAGCAAAGCAUCAUCAACAAUUAUACUACUACUACAAAAGCCUCCCAGUAAAAAGAGAAAUUCUAUAUUAUUGAGGGAGAAAUGGUGUCUAUUAAGUUAUUUACACGAAAACUUAAGAUAUUAUAUUUCCUAUUUGUAUAAGCGAUAUGACAUUGUAAUUCCUUAUAUUAUAUAAUGUGGCUUUAUUUAUUGUCUUCCAUAUUAUUAAAGACACAAAUUGUAAAGUAAAUUCAUAAUUUUUUAACAAUUUAGUAGAAUUAAAUUAAAAGUGUUCCCUUUGUGAAGAAUUGGCAAUACUGAGUGAAUUAAAGUCUGUUAAAAUAUCAAAUAUAAAAUAAAAAAUGUUGGAGAUCGAGUAUUUAAAUCAAAAUUAAGUAUUUUAAAAUGAAACCUAAUUAUAUGUUAAUGGAAAAAAGUCAUUUAUUUAAAUGAGAACUUUAAUUUCAAAUGAAUCCUAUGUUAUGAGGAUUUUUGAGAAAGAAAAUUAAUAACACCAAAAGUAAGGUUAAUAUUUACUCCAGUUAUUCCGAUUUUUGUGAAACUGAAAUUUAGGAGCCAGUUUAAUUUCUUUUUAAAAAACAAGAUAAGUUACCAAAUAAAGAAUCUUAAUCUUUAAUCUGAAAUUGCAUUUCAAUUAUCUCCUUCAAAAAACGAAAUAAUUUUUCAAGAUUCAGAUGGUAUACUCGGUUUUUUCCAUCCUUUAUGUCUUAAAUAUAUGAAUCUUUAAUAUGGAAAUGAUUAUAUCCUCAAUAGAUUCAAUCAUUAUUGUUAUAAAAGGAUUAAUUUAUGCAGAAGGAUCAGAAAAUAGCUAGAUAUAAGUAUAUCUAAAUAAUUCAAUAUUAGAUUUCUUUCUCUAUAUUCAAUUACACACAGAAAUCUAUUUCAAUGAGAAAUAUUUAAAGCAUAUUUUAAAUAAAGAAAAUAUGAAGGAUUAUUAAUGA
Molecule: messenger RNA, 1030 nt
Organism: Paramecium sonneborni
Lineage: Eukaryota; Ciliophora; Oligohymenophorea; Peniculida; Parameciidae
Source: the annotation of a GenBank genome assembly